This is a messenger RNA of Oreochromis niloticus (Nile tilapia), 2695 nucleotides long. RefSeq names its product E3 ubiquitin-protein ligase TRIM21-like. The transcript has 2 exons. Gene Ontology annotation, molecular function: zinc ion binding; protein binding. The record is from RefSeq and is a predicted model, not a curated record. NCBI's taxonomy places the organism in Eukaryota, Metazoa, Chordata, Actinopteri, Cichliformes, Cichlidae. Bases 117 to 1772 code for a protein of 551 amino acids.
GGCGGAGCAAGAAGUGGAACGUAUGAGGGAGCAGAGCUGCAGUUGCGUCUUCUUUGUCUCUGAAAGAAGAUUCAGCCGAGUCCAUCAGGUUUCUCUCAGCAACAGUGAGUGCAGACAUGGCUGCUGCCAGUAAUCUGCAAUCUGAAGAUCAGUUUCUGUGCUCCAUCUGUCUGGAUGUGUUCACUGAUCCAGUCAGCACACCAUGUGGACACAACUUCUGCAAAAACUGCAUCACUCAGCACUGGAACACUAAUGGCAGACAUAAUUGUCCUAUGUGUAACAGAGUGUUCAAGAGACGACCUGAACUAGACAUCAACACUUUGUUCUCUGAGAUGGUUGCUCAGUUCAGACAUGAAGCUCAGCAGAAAGCCAGCAGCAGCAGCUCAGAGCAACAAGCUGCCAAACCAGGAGAAGUUCUCUGUGACGUCUGCACUGGAACCAGACUGAAGGCCCUGAAGUCCUGCCUGGUGUGUCAGACUUCCUACUGUCAGACUCACCUGGAGCCUCAUCUGACAAAGAAAGCUCUGAGAGGACAUCAGUUGAUUGAUGCUGUGGAGAACCUGGAAGACAAGAUGUGUAAGAAGCAUGAAAAACCUCUGGAGCUGUUCUGUAAGACCGACCAGACAUGUGUCUGCAUGCUCUGCUCUGUUUUAGAGCACAAGAACCACGAGUUUGUUCCUCUGAGAGAAGAAUAUGAAGGAAAGAAGGCAGAGCUGGGGAAGACAGAGGCUGUGAUUCAGCAGAUGAUCCAGAAGAGACGACUGAAGAUUCAAGAGCUCAAAGAGUCAGUGAAGACGAGUAAAGGUGCUGCAGACAGACAGAAAGCAGAAGGUGUUCAGGUCCUCACUGCUCUGAAGGAGUCUGUUGAGAGACGCCUGAAGGAGCUCAAAAAGGAGAUCGAAGACAAACAGGAAACUACAGAGAAACAGGCUGAAGGUCUCAUCAAAGAUCUGGAACAGGAAAUCUCUGAGCUGAUGAAGAGAAGCUCUGAGGUGGAGCAGCUCUUACACUCUGAAGACCACCUCCACCUCCUCCAAAGCUUCUCAUCCCUGAAAGCUGCUCCACCCACCAAGGACUGGACAGAGGUCAGAGUCCAUCCACCAUCAUAUGAGGGGACUGUGGUGAGAGCUGUGGCUCAGCUGGAGGAGACACUCAGGAAAGACUUGAAGAAGCUGUUUGAGGCUGAGCUGAAGACGGUCCAGCAGUAUGCAGUGGAUGUGACUCUGGAUCCUGAUACAGCGUAUCCUAAUCUCAUCCUGUCUGAUGAUGGGAAGCAAGUAUACUGUGGUGAUGUGAGGAUCAAUGUUCCAGACAACCCAGAGAGAUUUUCUGCUUGUGUUUGUGUUUUAGGAGUGCAGAGUUUCUCUUCAGGCAGAUUUUACUUUGAGGUUCAGGUUAAAGGAAAGACUGACUGGGACUUGGGAGUGGCCAGAGAGUCGAUCAACAGGAAGGGAAAUGUUAUGCUGAGACCUCAGUAUGGUCUCUGGACUGUAGUGCUGAGAAAUGGAAAUGAAUACAGAGCUUGUGCAGGUCCUUCAUUCCGUCUCUGUCUUUAUUCUGGUCCGGAGAAGGUGGGGGUGUUUGUGGAUUAUGAGGAGGGUCUGGUCUCCUUUUAUGAUGUUGGUACUGGAGCUCUGAUCUACUCCUUUACUGGCUGCUCCUUCACUCACAAACUCCACCCAUACUUCAGUCCCUAUAUGAAUCAGGGUGGUAACAACUCUUCACCUCUGAUCAUCUGUCCUGUCAAUCACACUGAGUCGAUCAACAACUGAUUUUAUUUGAUGAACUGAUUGAAGUAAAGGUGGCACCUGUGUGUUUGGCACACCGUCUACCGCUCUUUCUUAUUUGUCUCAUUUUAUUAUUUUUAGCCAACGUUGUGCAAGAUGUCAGUUCCACGUUGUCUUAUUAUUGGACAUUAUUGACGUUAUUGGAAACGUGUUCAUCCACCAAAUUUUUAGUUCGCCUUGGUGAAGUUAGCCAGGGUCUCUGCCUCCCUAUCUGGAAGCAAUACCAUCGCGCCGGCAUCCCAUACCAACUCCACCACCUAUGCGCAAGCGACGCAGGAUGCGGGGUACCCGUGGAAUCGCCUUGUUAAGCUGAGAAUCAGGAUUUCUUACCUUCCCCACGAUCUUCACUCCAUUCGUCAAUCUUUUCCACGACUCCUGGUGCCAUCGCGUGCUCUGGACCCUGUGGACUCCUGGUUGGUUCCCGUUGUCGGCUCUAUCGAGAGGAGCCCUCUUAAAUCCUUCCUGUCGACAUCUGCAUUGGCGGGGAGCGGAUCAAUCAAACCUUCGACCGGUGGAUCAGGUAGUCGCUCCCCCAGAAGUCUCCAAACCAGCUCCCCUCAGGUUGGGUUUAAUAAAUGCCAGAUUGGUGGCAAACAAAACUUUCAUUUUGAAGGAUUUCUUUUCUUCCCAUGCGUUGGGUUUCCUCUGUCUGACUGAAACUUGGACUUCACCUGGUGAGUUAAGUGCCUUUUCUGCCGGCUGGCUGUGCUUAUUUUAGCGCCCCAAGAGCUUCUGGUCGUGGCGGGGGGUUAGCUGUUGUUUUUAAAGCACACUUCGAUUUUAGGCAGCUGUCCUCACCGACACGCUGCACCGGUUUUGAACUUUGUGUGAACUGGGCCACUCACCUUCGUUGCUGUAUGCGAUAGUUUACCAGCCUCCUAGAAAUAAUAAGGAUUUUUAAUAUGAGU